AUGCUCUCUCUCUCUUCUCCUCUCUCUCUCUCUCUCUUUCUUUACACUCUCUCACAAACUUUUUUGUGUGCCUCUCUAACACACCCGCACAUUCAAAUCCGCACUUGUUUAUACACGUGUUUAAGCGGCAUCGCUGACAUACAAAAUUCCUUUUCUUUCUUUCUUUCUUUCUUUCUUUCUUUCUUUAUUAUCUAUUCUGAAAUGUUCCUUUUCUUUCUUUUUUCUUUCUUUCUUUCGUUCAUCUCUGUCUUUUUCAAUAAAAACCGUGAAAUUUUCACUUCUUCUUCUUCUCAUUCUCCUCCUUCCCUUCUUCCUCUUCUUCUUAUUAUUAAUCUCAUUCCCCUCCUUCCCUUCUUCUUCUUCUUCUUCUCAUUCUCCUCCUCCCCUUCUUUCUCUUCUUUUUAUUAUUAUUCUCAUUUCCCUCCUUCCCUUCUUCUUCUUCUUCUUCUUCUUCUCAUUCUCCUCUUCCCCUUCUUCCUCUUCUUCUUCUUAUUCUCAUUCCCCUCCUUCCUUCCUUCUUCUUCUUCUUCUUCUUCUUCUUCUUCUUCUUCUUCUUCUUAUUCUUAUUCUUCUUAUUCUCAUUCCCCUCCUUCCCUUCUUCUCCUUUUCUUCCUCUUCUUCUUCUUCUCAUUCUCCUCCUCCCCUUCUUCCUCUUCGUCUUAUUAUUAUUCUCAUUCUCCUCCUUCCCUUCUUCUUCUUCUUCUUCUUCUUCUUCUUCUCAUUCUCCUCCUCCCCUUCUUCCUCUUCUUCUUAUUAUUCAAAUUCCCCUCCUUCCCUUCUUCUCCUUUCCUUCUUCUUCUUCUUCUUCUUCUUCUUCUCAUUCUCCUCCUCCCCUUCUUCCUCUUCUUCUUAUUAUUAAUCUCAUUCCCCUCCUUCCCUUCUUCUUCUUCUUCUCAUUCUCCUCCUCCCCUUCAUUCUCUUCUUCUUAUUAUUACUCAUUUCCCUCCUUCCCUUCUUCUUCUUCUUCUUCUUCUUCUUCUUCUCAUUCUCCUCCUCCCCUUCUUCCUCUUCUUCUUAUUAUUAUUCUCAUUCUCCUCCUUCCCUUCUUCUUCUUCUUCUCAUUCUCCUCCUCCCCUUCUUUCUCUUCUUCUUAUUAUUAUUCUAAUUCCCCUCCUUCCCUUCUUCUUCUUCUUCUUCUUCUUCUUCUCCCCCAUCUUUGACAUUAAUCGUUUUCAUUUCUUUUUUUCUUCUUUUUGCUUCCAAUCAUCAUCAUUAUUCAUUCAUUUCAUCAUCUCUGAAAAGAUUGAUCACUAUUCACUGCUUUUAUUUUUUUUCUUUAAUUCAUAUUAUAUUUUUUCAAUCUCUCUCCUUAUGAUUUUUCUUCUUUUCAUAUUACAAAUUCUUCUGUUUCCUUCUUUAUACUUCAUUCCACGUCACAAUUUCUUCAUCUUAUUAUUUUAUUUUUUAUUUUUUACAUUACAACUUCUUCCUUCAAUUAUUCUUUUUGGCAUUAAUUCUUCUUCGUUUUCGUCACUUUACAAUUUUUUUUUUAUUUUUCUACUUCGCAUAUUACAAAUUCUUCUAUAUCAUUCUUCUCUUUAA
Acanthosepion pharaonis is the source of this 1542-nucleotide messenger RNA. The record is from the annotation of a GenBank genome assembly. NCBI's taxonomy places the organism in Eukaryota, Metazoa, Mollusca, Cephalopoda, Sepiida, Sepiidae.